UCCGCCUCCUCGCCGGGCCGGGCUGCGCCGCCGGGGCUGAGCCGCCGCUAGAACUGCGAACCGAGCGGCCGCUGGGCGCGCCAGCAGCGCGGGAGGAUGGGCUGCGGCGGUAGCCGGGCGGAUGCCAUCGAGCCCCGCUACUACGAGAGCUGGACUCGCGAGACGGAGUCCACAUGGCUCACCUACACCGACUCGGACGCGUCGCCCAGCAACGCCACCCCGGACAGCGGCCCCGAGGCGGGCGGCCUGCACGCAGGUGGGCUGGAAGAUGGCAUGCCUUCCAACAGUGUGCCCCGAUCGACAGCCCCAAGUGGAAUAUCCAACCCAGAGAAGAAGAUGAGCUGUGGGACCCAGUGCCCAAAUCCCCAGGGCCUCAGCUCAGGCCCCCUGACCCAGAAACAGAAUGGCUUCCGGACCACAGAGGCUAAAAGAGACACUAAGCGGACGUCUGGAAAGGAAGUCACCAUUAACGUCGCGGACAGCAUUCGACAGGUGGACAGAAGUCGAAGAAUCACAAAGAACUGCAUCAACUAGCAGAGUGUUCAACCAGUUGAAGGGCAGAGGGACUUCUUUGGUGCCCUUCACAUCCUGGACCCCAUCGCGGAACCUUGAAGACGUGGUGGCCCUUGCUGUGUGGGAACGCUGCUGAUUGCCUUGGGAGACUGUCUUAGCCUGUUGGGACGUUCUCAGCCUCCUAUUUAUCACAUAAAUGUAUUGGCAGAGUACUCCCAUAGGGUAAUAAACUGCAAAUGUAUGUUCAGUUUGCCCCUUGCAACUGCUGCAGUGUGGUCUGAUGGAAAAGUGGCGAGCAAAAGCACAGGCCAGUUAAGGAAAUGGAAAAGUAGAAGGGGUAGGUUCCUGGUUGAAAGAGUCACAGUCGGUUCUGAGCUCUCCUGGCCAUGGUCGUGCGCACUGUUUCAGGCAAGCUUAUUCUUUCAUUCUUCCUUUUUGAAAUACCACCAUCUCACAGCUUACCGUGUUCACUUAAAAGCUGGCUUUCACCCAACUCUAAACCCACAUGUAUGAGGAAUCAAGAAACAGGAAAACUGUUAUUCUUGUUUCCUUAGCUCAGGAUGAGACAGCUUCAGAUCCAAUUUUACACAAACUAACCCCACCAACACCCAUGGUGUAUCCCAGGGAGGGCCUCUGUGAUACAGUCACACCCAUUUCUCUCCCAUCUGCCUUCAGCAUCCCCCCGGGCCAGGGUCCACAUCAGCUUCUGAACCGUAAUAUCACAGUAGUGGUCACCUCGGCACCCUCAAGGCUCAGCAGACAUUGCAUUUUUCCAGCUUUCCACUUCCCGUUGCUUGUGUUCUUGAGUGUUUUUUCUCUCCAAUAAGGCCAUUUGCAGUUGUUAAUCAAAGACCAGGCUCACAAGAGGGAGAAAAUCUGGAACAUGUUGGCUUCCCUUUGGCCUCUCUGCACAGCCCAGGACUGUGUCAUUUGGUAUCUGCAAAGGAAUCGCUUUAAAAAGUCAGUACCUAGUUGGUGUGCGUUCACAUGGACAUUAGAUCCACAUGCACUGUGUUAGAAAUCUGUAGCUGAGGCAGUAAAAAAAACAAAAUCGGUAGGAAUAAAAUUUUCUAGCAUUUCUUUAAACAUGUUAAGGUGGAAGUAUUUUCCUCCGAAGUAAUGUAGCAUGAUUUUUAAAGGACUGUUAACAUGCCUGGAAUUGGGAAAGGUAGGACUAAAGUUGUACCGAAUGAUACCAAUAAACUCCAUGUUUAGCAGAAA
Molecule: messenger RNA, 1734 nt
Organism: Balaenoptera ricei (Rice's whale)
Lineage: Eukaryota; Metazoa; Chordata; Mammalia; Artiodactyla; Balaenopteridae
Gene: BAALC
Product: BAALC binder of MAP3K1 and KLF4
Exons: 3
Coding region: 97-534 (145 amino acids)
Cellular component (GO): cytoplasm
Source: RefSeq, a predicted model, not a curated record